AUGCUGCGUUCUUUUCGAACAGGUGUUCAUCAAAUUGGUCGAGGUUUAGCAUCAAAGACCCCCGAACACAUUCCAAGCACGUUGAGUCUUGAGAAGGCGACGAUUUCGGAUCUUCCUGCUCUCUCGCGGCUUUUCCUCUCAAAUUUCGUCCACGAUGAGCCACACGCUAGGGCUCUGCGAAUGGGCAAUGAGGCGGCGCCACUGUUUGAAGCGAUUGCCGGCUCGUGUCUCAAACAGCCUUAUUCCCUGAAACUCACCGACAACGCUCAAUCACAUAAGUUGAUUGGCUUUCGACUCUUGGGCAUUGGUCAUCGGGAUUCGUCAAAAGAUCCUUACCCCGUUGAAGUCGACAUUCGUGCUCCCAAUGUUUUAACAUUUGCCAAGCUGAUGUCAGAGUCAAAAAAGCUUUGGCUUGACGCGUUGCCGCAUGUGAAUAAGGUGCUUAGACGUGAGAUUUCAUACGUGAUGCCAGCUUAUCAAAGAAAAGGAAUCGGCGCCUAUAUGCUUCAUUACGGUCUCAACUUUGAGAAACUCAAGAGCGACGGUGUGCAAGGAAUUGUUUCUGAAGCCACCUCACUCGCCAAUCAACGUCUUCUCUCUCUCAAUGGAUAUAAAGAGGUUGCCGUACUUCCUGACAGUGCCUACGAAAAUCUGAAUUUGCAAUUCGAGAAUGGCACUCGCAAUAUCAAGGCCUACUACUUGGAGUUGAAA
Mesorhabditis belari is the source of this 711-nucleotide messenger RNA. The record is from the annotation of a GenBank genome assembly. Lineage: Eukaryota; Metazoa; Nematoda; Chromadorea; Rhabditida; Rhabditidae.